AUGGAAGAGACCAAGCCUCCCUUCACCUCAGAAAUCAUGGAUGAGGUGAUGCCACAGAGGUUCAGGAUGCCUCCAGUCAUCCAAUACUCAGGGUCUGGAGACCCGUCAGAACAUGUGGAGUCCUACCGUUCGUGGAUACAGAUCCAGUUGGCCACGGACGCAAUGUUGUGUAGGGCUUUCUCGUUAACCCUCUCCGGGUCUACUCGAAGUUGGUAUCGACAACUUAAGCCUAAGUCGAUCGGCUCCUUUGCAGAGCUCAGCAGAUUAUUCCUUACCCAGUUCAUCACCAGUAAAAAGAGUCGGAAGCCGACUACUCAUUUGUUCACCCUCAAGCAGGGGAACAAGGAGUCAUUGAAGGACUUCAUCGCUCGCUUCAAUAAAGAGGCACUGUUAAUGGAUGACUACAAUGACAAGAUGGCACUUUCUACCAUGUUCAGCGGACUUAAGGAGGGGAAGUUCGUCUUCUCAAUCGAGAAGAAUCCACCGACUACUUUAGCCAAGCUCAUCAGCCGAGCCCAGAAAUACACCAAUGCCGAGUUCUCUAACUCCCGUAAGAAUGUCCAAGUUGCUGAGCAGUCAUCUAAGGAGAAGAGACCGAGGAAUGAAGAGCCUCAGUCAUCCAGCAAAAAGCCAGACGAUCAAGCCUCUCGCAAUCGCUGA
Messenger RNA from Magnolia sinica, 660 nucleotides. RefSeq lists its product as uncharacterized. The coding region runs from base 1 to 660 and encodes 219 amino acids. The transcript has a single exon. The record is from RefSeq and is a predicted model, not a curated record. Lineage: Eukaryota; Viridiplantae; Streptophyta; Magnoliopsida; Magnoliales; Magnoliaceae.